Messenger RNA from Sinocyclocheilus anshuiensis, 633 nucleotides. Its product is annotated as neurofilament heavy polypeptide-like. NCBI's taxonomy places the organism in Eukaryota, Metazoa, Chordata, Actinopteri, Cypriniformes, Cyprinidae. The transcript has 2 exons. Bases 100 to 633 code for a protein of 177 amino acids. The record is from RefSeq and is a predicted model, not a curated record.
CUUCAAUCAAGCAAUUUUCUUUUUAUUUGAGGGGGGGCGGACAGGGAAAACAUGCCAUAUGAUUAAAGCACUGAAUUGAAAAGCUCUCCAGUAGGUGUUAUGCAAAAUUCCCAUGAUCGUUUCAAUGACCACAUCCCUGACCACUUCCUUCACCACAGCCGCUCCCCUGACCGCUCCCCUGACCAUAUCCGCUCCCCUGACCAUGACCGCUUCCCUGGCCAUGCCCGCUCCCCUGGCCAUACCCGCUCCCCUGGCCGCUCCCGCUUCCCUGGCCAUACCCGCUCCCCUGGCCGCUUCCGCUUCCCUGGCCAUACCCGCUCCCCUGGCCGCUUCCGCUUCCCUGGCCAUACCCGCUCCCCUGGCCGCUCCCCUGGCCGUAACCGCUCCCCUGGCCGCUUCCGUGACCACUUCCACUUCCCUGACCAUGACCGCUCCCCUCGCCAUGGCCGCUCCCCUGGCCAUAACCGCUCCCCUGGCCGCUCCCCUGGCCAUAACCACUCCCCUGUCCGCUUCCGUGACCACUUCCACUUCCCUGACCAUGACCGCUUCCCUCGCCAUGGCCGCUCCCCUGGCCAUAACCGCUCCCCUGGCCGCUCCCCUGGCCAUAACCGCUCCCCUUUAAGCUGGGCCUGA